Molecule: messenger RNA, 5724 nt
Organism: Iphiclides podalirius (scarce swallowtail)
Lineage: Eukaryota; Metazoa; Arthropoda; Insecta; Lepidoptera; Papilionidae
Source: the annotation of a GenBank genome assembly
AUGGUUGACGACGAGAUCGUCGAAACGGACAAAGUGCCUCCCGGUUUCCCGUCUAUCGCGCCGCCGCCUAGCACCAUGGUGGUGGAGGUGGGCCACACGGCCACGCUCCCUUGCCAGGCGACGGGCAGCCCAGCGCCCAGGGUGCGCUGGCUCUGGAACUCGCUGCCGCUGGACGUCGCUUCGAAUCCGAGAUACGCCCUGCUCAACGACAAGAUGCACGGUACGCUACAAAUUGUGAAGAGUGAGGAAGAGGAUCAGGGCAAAUUCGAGUGUGUAGCGGAAAAUGCGAUUGGCACGGAGUUCUCCAAGCCCACCUCGCUUUACGUGAAAGUGAGGCGAGUCGCGCCGCAGUUCUCGAUACCACCGCCCCCGAAAACGGAAGUGAUGCUGGGCGGCAAUCUCACACUGAAGUGCGUCGCCUUCGGAUCGCCGAUGCCAACCGUGAAAUGGAGGAAAGGUCUCACCAAGUGGCUGACACCGGAGGACAACCCACCCCUUGGCGUUAAUACGCUGAUCCUGGAAGACAUUAGGGAUUCGGCGAACUACACUUGCGAAGCGGCAAGCGUACUGGGAGUCAUCGAAGCGACGGCGGAGGUGAAAGUGCAGUCACUGCCAAGCGCACCCACGGACGUGAGGGAAUCAGAGGUGACCGCAACAACAGUACGCCUGGCGUGGACCUACAACGGACCCGAAGAACCCCAGUACUACGUCAUACAGUACAAACCCAAAUACGCAAAUCAAGCAUUCAGCGAAAUAUCAGGUGUCAUCACUCAAUACUAUUCGGUGACAAACCUGUCGCCUUACACCGAGUACGAGAUGUACGUGAUUGCGGUCAACAACAUCGGCAGGGGUGCCCCUUCCGCACCGAAAGUUAUCACCACUGGGGAAACGGAGCCCGGUUCAGCGCCGCGUAACGUCCAAGUUCGUCCACUCAGCUCUAGCACAAUGGUCAUACAAUGGGAGGAACCCGAGACGCCCAACGGCCAGGUGACGGGUUAUAAAAUAUACUACACGACGGAUCCCUCUCAACCGCUUCAAUCGUGGAAUUCUCAGAUGCUGGACAACAGCCACCUGACAACUAUCAACGAGCUGACCCCCCACACGGUGUACACGAUAAGGGUGCAGGCGUUCACCUCAGUAGGGCCCGGACCGGUCUCCGCCCCCGUCCAAGUGAAGACGCAACAGGGAGUGCCGUCGCAACCGUCCAACCUGGUGGCCGUAGAGGCGGGCGAGACCUCUGUGACGUUGCAAUGGAAGCAGCCAAUGCACGCCGGCGACCACAUCGUCUCCUACGAGCUCUACUGGAACGACACCUACGCCAAAGAACACCACCGGAAACGGAUACAAAACACGGAAACCUACACGCUGAACGGCCUGUACCCGAACACGCUGUACUACAUCUGGCUAGCGGCGCGGUCGCAACGCGGCGAAGGCGCCACCACCCCGCCCAUUGCCGUGCGAACGAAACAAUAUGUUCCCGGCGCGCCGCCAAUGAAUGUGACCGCGGUGGCGAUAUCGCCCACCGCGAUCCGGGUCACGUGGCAGCCGCCGCCCGCCGAGAGGGCGAACGGCCGCAUCGCCUACUACAAGCUGCUCUGCGUCGAGUCGGGCCGGGGCGACUCUGAGGCGACCGUGGUCCGUCUGAACCGCACCGAGUUCGUGCUGGACGAGCUGCGCCGCUGGACCGAGUACCGGGUGUGGGUGCUCGCCGGCACCAGCGUGGGCGACGGGCCCGCCUCGUACCCGGUCGCGGUGCGGACGCACGAGGACGUGCCCGGCGAGCCUCAGGACGUGAAGGUGACAAACAUCAACUCCACGUCGAUACACGUUACUUGGAAGCCACCGCAAGAGAAGGAAAAGAACGGCAUCAUAAGGGGCUUCCAUGUGCACGUUCAAGAAAUGAGGGAAGAGGGCAAGGGUCUGCUUAACGAUCCGAUGCGUUUCAACGUAAUGGACGACACGACGACGGAACUGAACGUUACCGGUCUGCAGCCCGACACUCGUUACAGCGUCCAAGUGGCCGCGCUGACCAGGAAGGGCGACGGCGACCGUAGCCCGCCAGUGUUGAUCAAAACACCCGGCGGUGUGCCCAACAAGCCCACCGUCAACAUCAAAGUUCUGGAGCGAGAUCCGAUUGUUUCUGUAGAAUUGGAAUGGGUUAAACCCACUCAAACCUACGGUGAUUUGCUGGGCUAUCGACUCAAAUACGGGAUUAAAGGUCAAAAGUUGGAUGAAGAAAACUUUGGCAUUAAGGUUAGCUCGUACAGGCUAACGGAUAUGGAAAGAGGUGUACAAUACGAGUUUAGACUGGCUGGAAGAAAUAAUAUCGGUGUAGGUCAAGAGAAUAUAAAGUAUUGGCUAACACCCGAAGGGGUACCGAAAGGACCACCAACGAAUGUUACAUAUCAUUUUCAAACACCCGACAUCGUCAGCGUAACGUGGGAGCCGCCUAUUAGAGCGGAUCGCAGUGGCCAAAUUAAAAAGUAUGAUAUUCAAUUCUACAAAAGGGGCGAUCAGGCAUCCCUAGUAGAGAAAACGACAGAAUCGACCAAAGCUGUGUUCACCGGUUUAGAAGAAGACGCCCAUUACGUUUUUAAAGUACGAGCUUAUACCGAUCAAGGGGCUGGACCUUACAGUAAAGACGUGAUUGCCCACACCGAAAGGGAUAUCGGACGAGCGCCUAUGUCGGUCAAAGCAGUUGCCACAUCGGAGUCGGGAAUCGAAGUCUGGUGGGAAACAGUACCAUCGAGAAGAAAGGUGAUCGGAUACGUCAUUUUCUACACAAUGACGCCCGUGGAGGAUUUGGACGAAUGGCAUCAGAAGACGGUUCAUGUAACGCAUUCCGUAGAUAUCGAAAACUUGGAAAAAUUUGCCGAGUAUGCUAUUGCGGUAGCUGCAAAGACAGCUGAUGGAUUAGGAAGAUUGUCGGAAAAGGUCACUGUGAAGGUUAGGCCUGAAGAAGUACCUUUACACCUGAGAGCUCAAGAUGUGUCUACGCACUCUAUGACGCUGUCAUGGUCACCGCCCUUACGCUUAAACCCUAUUAGUUAUAAGAUUUCUUAUAAUGCCAUCAAAGAGUUUGUCGACUCGCUCGGUAUGACACAAACGCAGGAAAUUCCAAGGCGAGAAAUAAUUAUAAAACACGAUAAAACGUCGCAUUCAAUUAAUGAUUUAUCGCCAUUCACAACGUACAAUGUCAACGUGAGCGCCAUUCCCAACGAUGAGUCGUACAGGCCGCCGACCAAAAUUACCGUAACGACUCAAAUGGCGGCACCAAAGCCGAUGGUCAAACCGGACUUUUAUGGUGUGGUUGAGAAUGAAAUACUCGUAAUCCUACCACAAGCCUCGGAGGAAUAUGGCCCCAUUUCGCAUUAUUAUUUAGUCGUAGUCCCCGAUGACAAAGCGCACAACCACAAGCAUCCUGACCAGUUUUUAACGGAAGAUCUGAUCAAAAAUAAUGCCCGAACAGAUGACGAAAAUGCCCCGUACAUCGCCGCAAAGUUCCUACAGAGAAAUAUUUUGUACACUUUCCACCUCGGAAACGACGAAUUGUACGAAGGUUUCCUCAACAGAAAAUUAAAUCCGAGCAAGAAAUACAGAGUAUUUGUUAGAGCUGUUGUUGAUACGCCACAAAAACAUCUUUACACGUCUAGUCCGUUUUCGGAAUAUCUAUCGUUGGACAUGCGUGAAGCGCCGCCGGGUGAAGAGCCGAGUCGACCAGAUCCGAAAGACAUUAACGGCGAUCCAGAAAUAAGGAUUGAAGAAAAUAGAAAAGAGGCUGGCAUGCUCUGGGUGAUCGGGCCAAUAAUUGCUGCUUUAAUGCUGUCUCUUUGUUUAGUGCUAUUGUUCAUUAUGAAGAGACGCCGUCAACCAUGCAAAACCCCAGAUCAGACAGCCGUAACCAGACCACUGAUGUCUGCUGAUGUCGGUUUCGGUGCACCCUCGGAUCCAGUUGAAAUGAGACGUUUGAAUUUCCAAACUCCAGCAAUGAUUUCUCAUCCACCUAUUCCCAUAUCAGAACUCGCAGACCACAUUGACAGGCUAAAAGCUAACGACAACCUGAAGUUCUCCCAAGAGUACGAGAGUAUCGAGCCCGGCCAGCAAUUCACUUGGGACCAUUCGAACAUGGAAGUGAAUAAGCCAAAGAACCGGUAUGCCAACGUAAUCGCAUACGAUCACAGCCGUGUCAUUUUGCAGCCGAUCGAUGGGAUACUAGGGAGCGAUUACAUCAAUGCCAACUAUUGCGACGGUUAUAGAAAGCACAACGCUUACGUAGCGACACAGGGGCCUCUGCAGGAGACCUUGGCCGACUUCUGGCGGAUGUGUUGGGAACUGCGCACUGCCACGAUUGUCAUGAUGACUAAGCUGGAGGAGAGGACGAGGAUAAAGUGCGACCAAUAUUGGCCAAGCAGGGGCAGCGAGACGUACGGCAUGAUGACCGUGACCAUUGCGGAAGUCCAGGAGCUGGCCACUUAUUGUAUCCGCACGUUCCAAAUAACUAGGAACGGUAGCACCGAGCGCCGGGAGAUAAAGCAGCUACAGUUCACCGCUUGGCCUGAUCACGGCGUUCCUGACCAUCCCGCACCAUUCCUGCAAUUCCUGAGACGUGUUCGCGCUUUGAAUCCUCCCGACGCUGGUCCUCUUGUGGUUCACUGCUCGGCUGGAGUGGGCCGAACCGGUUGCUUCAUCGUCAUCGACUCUAUGCUCGAGCGCGCCAGACACGAGCGGACCGUCGACAUCUACGGGCACGUGACUUGCCUGCGCGCCCAGCGUAACUACAUGGUGCAGACCGAGGACCAGUACAUCUUCAUACACGACGCGUUACUGGAGGCGGUCAUCUGCGGCGACACCGAAGUGCCGGCGCGCAACCUGCACGCGCACAUCCAGAAGCUGAUGCGCGUCGACACGAUAGAGAACAUCAACGGAAUGGAGCUGGAGUUCAAGAAGUUGGCGAACAUGAAGGCCGACUCGAGCCGCUUCGUGUCGGCAAGCUUGCCUUGCAACAAGCAUAAGAACCGGCUGGUGCACAUAUUGCCCUUCGAGUCGACCCGCGUGUGCCUGACCCCACGCGACGGCUCGGACUACAUCAACGCGUCGUUCGUCGACGGUUACAGAUACAGGGCCGCUUACAUCGCCACCCAGGGCCCAUUGCCCGAUACGACGGACGACUUCUGGCGAAUGCUGUGGGAGCACAACUCCACAAUCAUCGUGAUGCUGACCAAGCUGAAGGAAAUGGGACGGGAGAAAUGCCAUCAGUACUGGCCGUCCGACCGCUCCGUUCGCUACCAGUGCUUCGUCGUCGAUCCGAUCGCUGAAUAUAAUAUGCCGCAGUACAUCUUGAGGGAAUUCAAGGUAACGGACGCCCGAGAUGGCGCCUCGCGGACGGUGCGCCAGUUUCAAUUCACCGACUGGCCGGAGCAAGGGGUGCCCAAGAGCGGCGAGGGAUUCAUCGACUUCCUGGGCCAGGUGCACAAGACCAAGGAGCAGUUCGGCCAGGACGGCCCCAUCACCGUCCAUUGCAGUGCGGGCGUGGGCCGCACGGGCGUCUUCAUCACGCUGUCGACGGUGCUCGAGCGCAUGCAGUACGAGGGCGUGCUCGACGUGUUCCAGACGGUGCGCACGCUGCGCACGCAGCGCCCCGCCAUGGUCCAGACCGAGGACCAGUAUGAAUUCUGCUACCGCGCAGCGUUGGAAUACCUCGGCUCGUUCGACCACUACGUCAAC